Messenger RNA from Zootoca vivipara (common lizard), 239 nucleotides. Its product is annotated as metallothionein-like. Gene Ontology annotation, molecular function: metal ion binding. NCBI's taxonomy places the organism in Eukaryota, Metazoa, Chordata, Lepidosauria, Squamata, Lacertidae. The record is from RefSeq and is a predicted model, not a curated record. Gene Ontology annotation, cellular component: cytoplasm; nucleus. Gene Ontology annotation, biological process: cellular response to copper ion; cellular response to zinc ion; intracellular zinc ion homeostasis.
UCCUCUUCCCUCGAUUGAUCCUCCGAUCUGUGAUCACUGCUGCAACUGCGAUGGAUCCUCAGGGCUGCGCCUGCGCCACUGGUGGCUCUUGUUCCUGUGCCGGCUCCUGCAAAUGCAAAAAUUGCAAAUGUGCUUCAUGCAAAAGCUGCUCCUCCUGUUGCCCAGCUGGAUGCAACCAAUGUGCCAAGGGUUGUGUCUGUAAAGAGCCGCUGUCAGAUAAAUGCAGCUGCUGCCACUAA